AAAUGAAACGCUAGUAAUUACAUUUUUACACCUUUUAAAACAAGUUAAAAUAACUAAAUAUUUAUUUACAAUAAAUUUACGUGUAUUUCUGUUUAACUGGAUAAAUCAAUGGAUAGCGCCUAUCUCAGAAACAGCAAUUACCUAUUGAAAACAUUCUUACAUUCAUUCGAUCUAAAAAGUUUUAAAAUAGAAAAAAAGUCGUAAACAUGGACCUCAAAGAACAAAUUUUUCAAUCAUGGCUCCAAUAUACCACGAAAAAUGAAGAAAAAUAUUUUCGACAAUUCAUUGCUGGUUUCGUCCAAAUUUGGGAAGAAAAAAUCAACAUAGAUUUUGAUAGAAAAGAUUUAUUGUCUAAUCAAAUAAUUAGCAAAGGUCCUGUUAUGCAGCGAUUACCGGAGGAAUUAUUACCUGCUAUUGAAAAAUUUAUCAUCAUUUCUAAAGAUGAAAUAGAAAAGGGAAAUUUAACAUCGACAAUUAUAAAUGAGACCACAUUGCUUAUAAAAUGUUUAAUAAUAAUCUGUCGACAAUUUGAAAACAUUGAAACCAUUUCUAAUUUAUGUUAUAUCAACAAUUGCAUAGGAAUAUGCAAUUACUUAAUUCAAAUGAUAUUGAGGACUAAUCAGCCAAUCGAAAUGGAUGUAUUUUCGUUAAUCAAGGUUACAUGCAAUUUUAUAGAAGCUUUAUAUGAUCCUCAUCUGACGUGGAGAAAUUAUUUAGAAAACCAGCCUAUUGUCUGUACAAAAACAAAUUAUAAUAUAACAAAAUUACAUGCAGAAGUAGUGCCGUUUGUUUAUUAUUGUUUUCAAUCAGAAAAUAUUAUGAAUUAUCCUGAGAUAGGAGUUCAGCUGUUAAAUGUAUUAUCUGCUUUAGUUUGUGGAUCCCAGCAAAAUGGAUUACGAGCCAUAUCACCAGCAACUAUUAGCAUAUUAAUAUCAAUUAUUUCAAAAUGGGAUUGUCAAAAAAAUCUUCGAAGAGUGGCUCUCAAAUGCUUUAAUAUUAUGACGUUAAUACUGCAAAAAUCGAGUCCUGAGUUGCGACAAAUUGAAUUGUCAACAAUAUUUGAAAUGUAUUUAAAUGCUGUGAAAAAUUUGUUGAAAACAGACAUAUUCAUUGGUGAAAAGACAUCUAAAGAGGACAUUAAUGACAAAUUCGACAUAAACGCUUUAAAUUCCAUUAUCGAGAACAUAUGCAAUUUCAUCACAGAUGAAGAUAAUGAAUCGGUCGUCACCAAUGCUGUAUUGGAAGCUAAAUUCAUAACAACACUAAUAAAAAUACCUUAUGAUAUCAAAGAAUGGAAUAUUGAUUUACAAUUAUUCGCAUCGAAUCUAAUAAAUACUUUAUGCGCAUUGUCACAGUCCUGCAAUAAGUUAAAACAAAUAAUUUCAGAACAUGAAAAUAUUAAUGUUUUAUUUGCUGGUCUAAAAGUUUGUGGACAACCAACAAAUCCGGUACUAUCUAACUGCCUAAAAAUGGCAUUCGACUUUGAUAAACCAACAAGAGUUGUUGGUUAUAUAUUUGCAAAAUUGCUAGAAUGGAUACCGAAUAUGAUCGAAAAACAACAAAAUUUUGUAUCAGUAAGUUGUUUGGAAAAUUGCAUUAAAUCUACACAGUGCAAAAGAGCAAUGUCUGAGAGUCUUUGUAUUGGUAAAAUUUGUAAUGUGUUGGAAAACCAUCAAACAAUAUCACCAAAAAGUAUAAUUAACCUAAUGAAUCUCGUUGAAGAAUUGUCGAAAUUUAAUAUAAGUUCUAAAGAAGUAAAGCAAUUAUUUCAUCUUCUAAAACUUGAAACUAACUUUGACUAUCGUAAACAAUUGUUAGAGAGCAUUCUAAGGAUUUCACAAAAUACAUUAAAAUUCGGAAUAGCACCACGUGAAUACUUAGAAAUUCAGAAUGAUGAAAAUGGAAUAACUGUGCCUGAUAUAAAAAAAUGGGACUCAUCACACGGGUUUGUGUUCCAUAUAUGGUUAAGACUAGAUCCGUUUGAGCUCAAUGUUGGAGAUUUUAAUUAUAGAAGACAUGUGUUUAGUCUCAAAACAAGUUCCGGAAACGGAUUUGAAUUUUUUAUACAGAAAAAUGGAAAUUUCGUGGUUAGUGUUAUUACGAAAAAAGAAGUAUUGACAGCAACAGUACCAUCAGUACAGCUUUUGAUUGGAAACUGGCAUUCAAUUACUGUCUCUGUUGCUCCUCCAAAACGUCUUUUUCAUCAUUAUCAAGUAAGUGUAUACAUGGAUGGACAACAAAAGCUAGGAAGUACCAUGAAGUUUGUAGCAUUUCACGAACCUAUAAUUUACUGCAGCAUUGGCUCUCCAAUUAAUGAAAUUCGUCGAGCUUCGUAUUCAAAACGUACGAACGAAGUUUGUGGUUCUCCAACACAAGUGGAAAACAAAUCGAAGAGUAUAUUUCCAAACUUGUUUGAGAAAGCUCUUCCUGGGUUAGUAACUCAAAAUAGUUUAUCGAGUUACUUAAAUUUACAAUCUUUGAAAAAUACAAAUAAAUUGGAUCCAAGUGUAAAACCUAUCCCUGUCGGUAUGCAAGACUCAAUUUUUGGUGAAUUAGUUUGUUUAAAAGGACAAAUUGGAAGUGUAAUAUUAGCCGAAUGUAGCAUCAACAUAAAGACACUCUUUGAUGCUGGUCACAGUUUCGCAAAUAUUAUAGCUACAGAUUUGAUCGAAUCAUUUGAAUCCAAUAGUCGUUUUGUAUUUUGUUUCUCUCCAAAUACUUGCGUCGACGGUCUUUGUUUAGAUCUUACGACUGGAAACAAAUUUAACGGACAUUUAAUUGAAAACUAUUGCCAUACAUCGUUAAUUCAAGAUUCAUUGAGUGGAAUUGGUGGAGUAUUAACUCUUUUACCUAUUUUGAAUCAAAUUGUUUCAAGACCAGAAGUUUUCACAACUUCUUUAGAGUUGAUAUCGUUGGAAAAUGAAGAUGAUACCAGUCCUAUUAAAGAACCUAUCGAAACUGAGUGGGAGCUUUUAAAUAAUGCAAUUUCGCCAGAUGAAAAAAUUACACGAAAUGCAAUUGCAUGUUUUUUGUGUCUGUUGCGAAAUUUUGUUUCCAAUCAUGACUUAAACCAAGAAUGUAUUCUUAAAGAGGAAGCCCUUGGUAUUAUAGGAUCGUUAUUGACUAAAUGCGAAGUAGAUUUACUUGAUGUUCAUGUCCUAAUGGCUGUACAGCUGAUGGUUGAAACAAUUCAAAAUGAAAUGCCUAAAGCAAAUGUAGAUCUUUUGUACACAUUUUAUCGUGACAUUAUUUUUGAUUUUCGUAUAUGGGCAAGAACUAAGUUUCAAAUAAUCAUUGGUCACAUACAAUACAUUCAAGCAAUCAUUAAAGAAGAUAGGAAGUUCUUCAGAAAACACUAUGGAAUUCAAUUUAUGCUGGAUGUCAUACAGGAACAUUUUACAACAAAUGAUCAUUUGACUUGUAGUGAUAUAAAAACAGUUCGGGAAUCUAUAUUUCGGAUAAUUAAAUAUUUUUUAUUAAAGGACGUCAAUAUUAAAGAGGUUACAUCAUUAGUUGCGUUUAUAGCAAAUAUAAAAAAUGAAGUUAUUUUGCUUGAGGUAUUAAACAUGCUAAGUUCGCUUCUCGAAAAUAAAAACUGCAAAGACCAACUAUUUCUUCUUAUGUAUGAACCUCACAUUGGCGAACUACUUUAUUCAUUACUCAUAGAAAAAAAUAAUUCAUCAAAAAUCCAUCAUGCUGUUUUGAAAGUAAUAAAUUGCAUUCUUGCAACAAAAAAAGUAUCAGCUCGUCACAAAGGCAACUUGAAACUACAUGAUUCAAAUAUUGAUUGUAAAACAUUGUAUCCAGGUCUUUUUUCAUACAUUCUUCCUAUUGUUUUGGAACCAGAAAUAAUACUUGCAUUACUAGAUCAUACAUUAGCUUGCGAUAAUGAGUCUGGUUAUGCUGGAGCACUUUGUUUGAUCUAUCACCUUCAUUUGGCUGAAAUUGAAUUAAAACUAGAAAUCAGCAGGAGAUUGCUAACAACAACCUUUAUAAGAAAUAAAUCUCCACAAGUGAUUGCCAAGCAAGUAGGAUGGCAAGAAUCAAUUGCUAGAUUAUUAAUAAAAUGUCAAACACGAGUAGUGCAACAAGAAAGUAAAAAUUUAGUUCUUCCAGAUAUGGAAGAAAUAGUAAAAAAUGAAGCAGAUUUAACUUCAAAUGUUGGAGAUCUGAUAAUGUUUGAUGAAGACAGCAUGGAAUUUAGAAUUACUGAUACUUUAAAGUUCAAUAAGGUAACAGAAUUAGCUAAUGUCAUUGAACAUGAAGUUAAAGAACUGGCAACUGGUGCAACAGAUGUAUUUGUCGGUCAAAUUACAUCAGCUUAUUCAGUAAUAAGACAAAAAACGUCAGACAUCCAGGACACUUUUGAAUCUUUAGCUUUAGGAAAUUUGGACGACAUACACAAGAGACGAACUUUGAUGCAAAUGAACAGUAGCGAUGAAAGUAUGUCGUUCGAUGAUACAGUUCUCUCAACUUCAACUACAAUAGAAGAUAGUAGCGGUAUCAGAAGUGAAAAUAAUUCUCCAGCUUUCAAGUUCUUUGAUCAACCUAACGUUGAUGAUGAAGAAACACUAGUUUAUCUCGUGUCAAACAUCUUAUUUACUGUUCUCUGGCGAGGAAUAGAAAACAACGAAGAAACGUGGAAGGAACGUGGUCAAGUAAUGGCAUGUAUUUAUUUAAUCGCAUUAAAUAAUGAGUUAUAUUGUUCACACUUGGGUCUCCGCUUACGAUUAAUUGAAAUGGGAGUUCAAGCCACUUUAAUGGAUUUAGCAGAUAACUCUCAUCAUUCUGUUAUACAUCAUCAAAACGCAGUACAUUUAUUAAGAUUGGCAUAUGACUUGGUUGUCUUAUAUCCCAACGAAGACGACUCAAAAAAAUGUUCAACUAAACUUUUGGAUGGGAUUAUAUCCAUUCUAGAUUCUUUAAUGAUUUUUAAUAGGAGUUUUACCGAUGAGUGGGCUGAAAUGAUAAUGAUUUGUUUAGGACUUUUGCUGAAACUUACCACCAGUCCUAAUCCUGAUAUUGUAGCUAUGUCAACAGCAAAAUUGCAUGCAGUGUUACAAUCAAGACAAGAUCAGUCAAUUAAAGAAUGUGGAUUUGUGAUAUUUACUCUAAAUCAUGGAAUUAGUUCUGCAAUAGAGCUUGGCAAUUCAGAGUCAUAUUCAUUUUUAAUGCCUGUAAUGAAAGCAAUGUUAGAAAAAACUAAGGAUCUAUUUGAUCUAAAUAGCCUUACACCUGAUUUACCCGAUAUAAAUUCUGGACCGGUAUUCUUCCAAAAUUUUCAAACUUACGCAACAAGUAGGCAAUGGAAAAUGUUUAUUGACAAAAAGAUAAAGCCAUUAAAUCUAACAUAUGAAAUGGAUAUUAAAGAAAAUGUGUCAGAACCAUUAAAUAUAUUUUGGGCUGAAUGUUUCGAAACAUGUAAAGAAAUUUCAAAUAAACGAGUCAAUAUGCAAAUGGAUAGUCGUCGUAAAUUCAAUGAGCGAAUCUGGCUACCAUGGAGGAUGCGUCAGUUUACAGAAAAUGCUCGUUUAAAUCAAAAAACAAUUAAUUCUAAAUCUAAAGAUUUACGAACAGAUCGUCGUUGGUCUAUUUUGAAACGCUAUUUUUAUGGACAAAAAGGAACUUGGAGUAACUCAGCAAUUCAAGAUGAACAUUGGAAACUAUCUCACCAUGAAAACUUGGCUCGCAUGCGUUUAAAGCUUGAACCAAACUAUUAUCAUAAUCCUCAUACUGAGGCGUCCAAUUUACGCGACAACACUAUAUCAAUUUCAAGUACCAGACGUUUAUCAACUGAAAUAACGAUAGCACCAUCAGUGCUAGGAUAUGAAAAUUCAGACGAAGAAAAUAUUCAAAUUGAGGAGGAAAUUAAAGCGAAUAUUGAAGCUCAAGCGCCAGAGACUUCCGAAAAGGAAAAAAUAGUUAUUCAACAAGAAUGUGAACUAAUUUCUUUAAUGAUGCGAAUAAAAGGUCGUUUAGAUAUCACAACAAAUCAAGUUAUUUUCACGGAUUUGUCUCCAAAUAGAGAGGACGGAACUAACUACGAUUUCAGAUUCUUUAUUCAACAAAUACGGGAAGUUCAUCUACGUAAAUUUAAUUUGCGACGUAGUGCUUUGGAAAUAUUUUUGGUUGAUCAAACUAAUUACUUUUUAAAUUUUACAACUAAAGUUCGAAACAAAAUAUACUCUAAAAUAUUGAGUUUACAGCCACCUAAUAUUUUAUAUGGUUCAGGUAGAAGUCCAUCAGAACUUUUGAAGUCUUCUGGUUAUACACAAAAAUGGAUCAAUCGUGAAAUAUCAAAUUUUGAGUACCUUAUGCAUUUAAACACAAUUGCUGGGCGGUCAUAUAAUGAUUUGUCACAAUAUCCAGUAUUUCCAUGGAUCCUAGCUGAUUACACAAGUGAUGAACUAGAUUUAUCAAAACCAGAAUCAUUUAGAGACUUGAGCAAACCAAUAGGUGUUGUAAAUCCUAAAAAUGAGUCUGAAGUCCGGGCAAAAUAUGAAGGAUUUGAAGAUCCUUCAGGCAUGAUACCAAAAUUUCAUUAUGGGACACAUUAUUCAAAUUCUGCUGGAGUACUUCAUUAUAUGAUUCGUGUGGAACCUUUUACAACAUUACACAUAGAUUUGCAAAGUGGAAGGUUUGACGUUGCGGACCGCCAGUUUCAUUCAAUUCCACAAACAUGGAAAUUGCUAAUGGAUAAUCCAAACGAUGUAAAGGAAUUGAUUCCCGAGUUCUUUUAUUUUCCAGAAUUUCUUAAAAAUACAAAUAAAUUUGACUUAGGAACAUUACAAAAUUCAAAAGAACGAGUAAGUGACGUUAUUUUACCAUCAUGGGCUAAAAGUCCUGAAGAUUUUAUCGUACUACAUCGAAGAGCUUUGGAGUCCGAGUAUGUAUCACAGCAUUUACAUAAUUGGAUAGAUUUAAUUUUUGGUUACAAACAAAAAGGACCCCGCGCAGUUGAAGCACUUAACAUUUUUUAUUAUUGUUCAUACGAAGGGGCCGUUGAUUUAGAUAAAAUAAAAGAUGAAAAAGAGCGCGAAGCGGUUGAAGGAAUGAUAAAUAACUUUGGUCAGACACCGUCUCAACUAAUACGGGAAGCACAUCCAAGGCGAUUGACAGUUGACGAAUGUUUAGCUAAAUUAAUACGCCUUGAGCUAAAACGGCCAGAUCUUACUCAAUUUCUUGAUCGUGUUUCGAAUUUGCAAUGUGAUUUCUCAAAUGAUAAAGAUCCAGUGAUUUUCUUAAGCUCACCUCGGAGUCCACCUCGUUCUUUUUUACAAACCAGCCCUGACAUUUUAAUAUCAAUAACGAAAAAUGGUAUCUUAGGUUGUCAUAGUUGGCUCUCUUUUGAUAAAGAUAAAGGUUUCUUAUUAGAAAUUGAUGCAACAACAUCGAAUUUGAAGAAUAGAAAACGAGUUCAGGGACCAUUUCAUCCUUCUGUCAAACAAUGCUCCAACUUAUUUGCAGUUAGUAAUGAUGGAAAAUACUUAUAUGCCGGUGGUAUAUGGGAUAACUCUUUACGUGUUUUCAAUACAUCACGAGGAAAAGUUGUUGCAUCUUUAAUAAAACAUUUUGAUGUCAUAACUUGUGUUGCUUUAGAUACGUGUGGUUCGUAUUUAGUAACUGGUUCAAAAGAUUUUACUUGUAUCGUUUGGUCCUUACAAAAUGCUGGAGUAAGGUCAUCAUCGCAUUCAGGUACAACUCAAGUUCAAAGUCAAUCAACUACAGUAACAGGGUCCGCAAGUCAUCAUCAUCACCAUGUUAUUAACACAAACAAUAGUGCAAACAACUGUGUACCAAAACCAAUUCAUACACUAUAUGGGCAUGAUGAAGAAGUCUCAUGUGUAUCAAUUAUGACGGAGUUAGAUUUGGUCGUAUCUGGAUCAAAAGAUGGUGCAGUAAAUGUUCACACAAUUGAAGAAGGUCAAUAUAUUCGCACGAUUUAUCCAGUCGGAUGUACUAGUCCUAAAAUAGAUAUAACUUACCUUACAAUAUCUUAUCAAGGUCACAUAGCAUUUUCGGUUAAAGAUGAAAGUUCUAAUUCAGUUCAUGUAUACAGCAUAAAUGGAGAAAAUUUAGGAUCCAAAUUUGUAGCAGCACAAAUUACUGGAUUGACAACUGCCGGGGAAUAUCUUGUUUCUUCAGAUGACUCUGGUGAUGUUACAAUGAACAAACUUUAUGGGUUGAAACCAGUGUUUGACAUUCCUCUUCACAUUCCUACACAAACAAUUGUGGUGACUGGUGGAAACACACAUAUUUUAGUUCCGUUAAAAGAUGGAAGCUUGUCAGUUGUUGGUGUUACGCAUCCAAAUACAAAGAAACAUGCAGUCUUUUAUGUUUAACUUCAAAAAUUUUGUUUUUAAAUAUAUUGUUCUUAAAAUUAUUUUUUUAAAUACAAAAUAAAAUAGUUAAACAUGCAUUGAAUAUUUAAGUUUAAAAAACCCUUCAAAUUUUCUUCUCUGGAACUUAUUAAUAGAUUGUGACAAUAUUUUGAAGAAAAACAACAAAUUUAUCCACAAAUAACUACAAAUUUUUAUUAUCCGAUUAUAUUUGGUAUAACUUUUUUAUAAAUUACAUAAUAUAUUGAUAUUACAUAUUUUAUGUGUUUGUUAUAAUUUAGACAUUUAUGUAUAAUU
Molecule: messenger RNA, 8636 nt
Organism: Culicoides brevitarsis
Lineage: Eukaryota; Metazoa; Arthropoda; Insecta; Diptera; Ceratopogonidae
Product: neurobeachin-like protein 1
Exons: 23
Coding region: 207-8342 (2711 amino acids)
Biological process (GO): intracellular protein localization
Cellular component (GO): cytosol; membrane
Molecular function (GO): protein kinase binding
Source: RefSeq, a predicted model, not a curated record